Molecule: messenger RNA, 3245 nt
Organism: Megalobrama amblycephala (Wuchang bream)
Lineage: Eukaryota; Metazoa; Chordata; Actinopteri; Cypriniformes; Xenocyprididae
Exons: 4
Coding region: 519-1574 (351 amino acids)
Biological process (GO): G protein-coupled receptor signaling pathway
Cellular component (GO): membrane
Molecular function (GO): G protein-coupled receptor activity
Source: RefSeq, a predicted model, not a curated record
CCUAACAAUCUACUAUAGUCUACAAAUACUCUAAUGAGAGUUAGUUGCAAAGUUACUUAAGAUAGUAGAAUGUCUAAAGUGGGCCGUCAAACAUCAACAUCAUUGUAUAAAAUGUCCCUUACCACAUACAUCAGUGGUUUGAAAUUAAAUGUACCAGUUAAGGUCUUUAAACUCCAUAAUUCAAAUUAAAAAAUUUGACAUUUCCUUUUGUGUAACGUAUUUUGUAAUUUUAUUUUGAAUAAUAUUAAUUAAUCAAUUAUUAAAUGUAUUAAAUUGCUACAUGUAGUGCUAUCUGAAGAUGCAACAAAAAUAAAUGUAAGGUUUCACAUAUUUUUCAGUAGUUAUUGUUGCUUAAAUAAAACCAAAUAUUUUCUGAAAAAGUGUUUGUGCACUGCAAUGUUUACCUCUGAGUAUUGGCCCUUGUGGAACCAAGGGUACCUUCCUCCUUUGUCACUUAUGAGUGUAUAAAGCUAGGACCCUACCCUGAACAGGAACUCUAUACCAGCCCAGCCUCUGAGAUGAGAGGAGCCACUGUGGUUCUACUUGCUCUUCUGACUAGAGCACUGAACCCUUGCUGUACAUCACUUAGCCUAGGAGAUGAUGAGAGACAAAAUGAUAAAAGUGAACAUUCAGAGGACAGAGCUGUCAAAGUUAACAGAGCCUUGACAUUUAAUACAAGACAUGUACCAAUAACAUGUGAAGGCUGCCUUGUAGAGAAAUAUCAGUCUACACACUUGUUGAACUUUUCUGUGGAAAAACCUGAGGCGUUCACAGUGCAGAUUAUUAUUUCAAGACGCCCGAUACUCUGCCUUUGUGAAAUCCUGAAUAAGCAGAUCCUGGGUGAGCAGUGCAGACUUGAGCCCAAACAGAUCAACCUGGGCUUACAUAAGGCUUUCAAUCCAUCUUCAAGCACGUGUUUAAACUACAGCCAUGUGUAUAUCCUGGUUUUACAUUCUAUGAACAGUUUUUAUCUGAAAAAUGGCAAUGCCUGGACAAUUGCUCUUCAAAUAAUGUGUGAACUGAAUGUCAAAAAUCACACAAGAGAAAUGAACUGUGUGUGCUUCAAAGUUCACAUUUUUAUGGCUGCAGAGGACCAGGUGGAUAUAACAGAUAAACUGUGCAUUAUAACUGGGGCCUGGUUUAUGUCAGCUAACUUCAAUGAAUCGAAUGAAUCCCAUGUGCCGAGGCUCAGUAUGUUCUUUCCUGAUGUGAAACUCUCAGAGCCAGCAGUGAAAGCUCUCAUUGGUGCCUUUCUGAGGCAGACAAAUCACUGGACCAUGCCUGCCUUGAUCUGUGUGCGUACUAUAAUGCAUUGCGAGCUUGUAGUGUCAUUCCACAGAUCUUUGAACAUGAUCUCCAUCAUGAGAGGAAAUUGUGAAAGCUGCACUUACAAUCAUUGUGCUGAGCUAUACCAGUUCAUUUGGAGAUGUAUAAUGGAGAAACAGGGGGAGUUUAACCAAGUGGUUAAAAGCUGUUUCAGAUCAAAUUUGCUCACCUGCACAGACAUGUGGAAGCAUAAAGGUGAACUCCAAUUGUGUCUUUUUGCUUUGUGUAUGAGCUGUUACUUUGUUUAGAGAGCACAUAUUUAAUCUGGUAUAGCAUUAUAACCAACUUGAUGUGCUUUUUUUAUUGCAUUUGUACUUGUAGAAAUCAGCCCACUACAAUGGCAGAUCUGCACUCAACUGCUCAGCAGAGGCUUGUUUCACCAGUGGAUUGUGAGAGUUCUGCUAAUCACAGUUUCUCUGUUUUUAAUUGGUCAGACUGCAGUUGUGACAUAUAUGAGCUAUACACAAAGAUAUGUUUUUACCCACAGAGUCAGGAACUCAAAUCUAAAUUUUGUGCUGCUUUUCACAAUCUCAUGGUGCUCUUUGAGUCCACUUAAUGGGCAAUUAACUCUUUGUUCCUGCAAACUUCACCACACAGCAUUUGGGGUCACGUUUGUCCUCUGUAUCUCCUGUGCUCUGGGGAAAACAAUAGUGGUGUUAAUGGCCUUCAAGGCUACAAUUCCAGGCAGUAAUGUUAUGAAAUGGUUUGGGCGAUUGCCACAUAGACUCAGUGUUCCUGCAUUUACUAUGACACAGAUCCUUGUCUUUGUGUUUUGGUUUUCAAUACAUUUAUAUUUAUUUAACCUGAGUAUGAACUGUUACCAAGAAAAGAUUAUCCUAGAAUGUGAUGUACCCUCUGCAGUUGGUUUCUGUCUUAGUUUUUAUCACUUGGUGCUCAGCUUUAUUCUGACUUUUCUUGUAUGUAACCUGCCAUUUACUAUUGUCUGUUACUCAGUGUUGAACAUCCAUGCUGUUAUGGGUUUGACAACAAGAAUAUCGCUCAGAGCAUUAUUAAGGUAAAGCUGGCCUGUUUGAAGGUUGAAUGCAAAUACAAAUGUAUAUGAAGACAAAAGUUUAUACUUACAUGAAAAUAAAAAUGAACAAUUGCUCAUUUCUGAGAUUUAAAUGUUUAAAUUUGUGUGUCAAAGUCAAGUGCAAUUGUUCAAAGAAGCCAUUCUAAACUGAUGUCAUGCUUUUCAUUGGAGUGUUAUUAAAAAUGAAGGAAUAUUUGUACAUUGCCAUGCAUUUUGGAACUACACAGGUGAAAAAAAAAAGUUUUGCAUUUUACAAACUUGGACCCAAGGUGUAUAUGACAUAUUAUUUACUGUAAGUUAAUAUUAACAACUGUAAUAUGUUUCUUGUACUAUUCAAUACACAGUUUUAUAAGGGAAUAACAUAAGUCAGACAAUAAAGACAAUCCAAUUCAUCAAAUGAAUAAAAAAAUAAUAUAGAACAGUGGUCUUCAACCCUGCUACUUGAGACCCAAAGUGUAUUUCCAACCUGCUUCAAUACACCUGCCUGUGUAUUUUCAAGCGAUCCUGAAGAGCUUGAUAGACCCUUUUCACAUUUCCAGGGUUCUCAGAAACGUAACUCAUUAAAGUUGGGUAAACUUCUAUAGCGAUGUAAGGGAGAAAAAAGUAAAUAUAAUUUUUGUAUUUCCAUUUACUCCAAUAGCAAAAUCAUUUUUAUAUUUUCCGAUUUUCUGUCACUCCCUCAGCUGUUGUAUUAAAAACACGUUUUGCUGUUGUUGUUGUUGUUUUAUAUAUAUAUAUAUAUAUAUAUAAUUAAUUAAUUUUAUAAUGGAGAAUGUGGCGAUGCCAAUUAUUACAUGAUGGGGUGAUUUAAUAUGUUAUUAAAAUAAUAAUAAUAAUAAUUAAAAUAAUAAUAAUUAUCUAUCCAUUCCCAAAAUGAGGAUACUGA